Molecule: messenger RNA, 2480 nt
Organism: Nymphalis io (European peacock)
Lineage: Eukaryota; Metazoa; Arthropoda; Insecta; Lepidoptera; Nymphalidae
Exons: 11
Coding region: 1-2316 (771 amino acids)
Biological process (GO): proteolysis
Molecular function (GO): zinc ion binding; metallocarboxypeptidase activity
Source: RefSeq, a predicted model, not a curated record
AUGAAUUUGAGUAUAUUUUUGAUAAUAUUAGGUUUUACAGAAUUGGUAUUUAGUUCAAGCAUUACGUAUAAUACGGAAGAUGAUUCUUGCCACGUUUGUACACUCUCAUAUUUUCGUCGUAAACGUGCAUUAUCAGAAUAUACAAGGUGGUACACUAAUUUAGAAACAACACAAGAAUUCAUUGUUAAAGUUUUAGACGAAGAUGUAUCUACCGCCAAAAAACCUAUCGCGGCUGUGAAUAUCCAACCAUCUACUAAAGCUCAAGAAAAAAUAAUUAUUGGUGGAGCUAUAGUACCAUCUCCAACUACAGGAUUUACUUUAGACCCUUCAAAUGAAUAUACACGAUUUGUCCCUCCAACUACUCUUACUGUGACAAAAGUCGAUGGAAACGUAGUAUUAGCACCGAUAAAACCAUUUAGUAAAGUAAUUCCACCAAUACGACCGAAAGGUAUUGAAAUUAAGCAUGGCUCAGGGCGACAUCCACAGCGUGAUGAAAGUCCACCAGCUAGUCCUCAAUUUCUACCAAGAUCUCAACCACUUCUACCACGACAAUAUGCACCUAUAGCACCGGUGUCUUUUACGCGUCGUCAUACAAUUGGUCCUCUUACUCCACGUACGGUGGAUAAUUUUAUAUUGCGUAAAACAACUUUGAGGCCUACAAGGACUUUCUCUUACCCAGAUAUUGAAAUGCCCACGAGAACGUCAACAUUUAGAAAUUUGUUUUCUUUUGAAUAUACUUCGAAAUUGUUUGACGAUUCAAAGCCUUCACGGACAACUCCAUCGAUUCAAAUUAACCCUCAUCUCACGUCAUUAAGAGCCCACGCAGAAGCAGAUGAUAAUGAAGAUUCUAAAAUGCUUGAUACUGAAGAUAAAAGAAAAACUAAUCAAUAUAUUUUUUUUGAAUCAGCCAAUAAGACUUUUGAGAAAGAAAAUCAGUUAUUUUACAAUGAUUUAUUUUAUAAUGACGAUGAUGAAACAGAGAGCUCUAAAGGCCAGAAAAGUACAACAGAAAAUGAAGACAAUAUUGACAGUGUCAAACCUGUUAAAGAUGUAUCAGAAAAUGUUCUCUACUCCGACAUUUCUACUAAUAGUCAUGAUAAAGAUGAGACAGGCAAAAAUUAUGAAGAUGAGGACGAACUAGAGAAUGAAAUUGUUAAUACUACUGGUAAAUCUAUAUUUGGAGUUGCAACCAUAAAAGUUCUAAAUAAUGUACAGAAUAUUUCCACUGACAAAAAACGUCCAAUCUGCAGCGUCUUAAGAUCAAAUCCCCUUACUUUUAGUACACCACUAACUUUACAUGAGAUAGUAUUGCAAUUAAAACAAUGGGCGGAGGAAAGUUCUAUUGCUAAACGGCUGGAUAUCACAAAUGGAAAUUAUACCGUUAUGGAAAAUCCAAUCUAUAUGAUGAUAGUUGACGAUCCAAGUAGUGGCCAAACUGUUUCUGCUAAAAAAACUGUCAUGAUCGUUGCAGGGAUUCAGGGAAAAGAUCACCAUGCAGUAACAGCUGCAAUGUAUGUUUUAUACCAAUUAAUUGAACGUAGUGAAGCCCGCUCCGAUCUGCUGACAAAAUUUCGUUUCUGGAUUAUUCCUGUUUUUAAUCCUGAUGGAUAUGACUAUUCAAUGACAUUUCCAAAUCGAAGAUAUUGGUCUAAGAAUUUACGACAGUCAUGGGAUACUUGCAAAGGACGUGAUACGUGCCGAUCUUGUGAAGAAUUUGGUCUCAGAUGCACAAUACAGCCCUGUUAUGGUGUCAAUCUCGAUCGCAAUUUUGAAUACCAAUGGAUACCCCCAGAAGAGUUGCGCGCUGAACACCCAUGUGGGUCGCUGUAUGCUGGCCCUAGGCAACUAAGUGAAACAGAGACAUAUGCCUUAACACACUUCCUUCACGAACAUCGGACACCGCUUUUCGCCUUCAUUGCAUUUAAGGAAGGCGAAGUUCUUAGACCACGUGCUUCACGAGCUGCGUCCGCCGCUUUCAGUAUAAGCGGUCGUAUGUACGUAGCUGGACAAACGUCGGAAUUUUUACCGCUUUAUGCGGGCGGCAUUGAAGAUUGGGUGGAUGGACAUUUAGGAAUAGACAAUACUUACACGGUAAUGAUGUUUCGACCCAACGAUGUUCAAAACUCUAAACUUGCGAUGGAGCGUGUUGUCCACGAAGCUUACGCAGCCGUUGACACCUUACUCCUGCAAAGCAUUGAGCCAGUCGGACCGCCUCAAGUAACACUGACUAGCGAUAAGGCGUCACAAUCAGCCGUCCCUUCAAAAGGCUGUGCCAUUAUAGUUAUUUUCGCUAUACAGUAUAUUAGAUAUGGCUAAAAAGGUUGCUGGAUCCUGAUUGUGAUUGUGAUUUCAGCUAGGAACUAAGAGUUUGUCUGUUAUUUGUUGUCUUUGGCAAUUAUAGGAUUGAUUAUGUAUAUUCAUCAUAAAUAAAUUAAACUUCAAUAAUUCAAGUUUAUGUAUAUGAAAUCCCGACAACAUUU